Molecule: messenger RNA, 251 nt
Organism: Paramuricea clavata
Lineage: Eukaryota; Metazoa; Cnidaria; Anthozoa; Malacalcyonacea; Plexauridae
Source: the annotation of a GenBank genome assembly
AAUGCGAAGGCAAGAAUAUGGAUGAUCAUCAAAUACUAUACGACGUACAAUAUGGCCUAAUGGUAAACUAUGUGGCUGAACAAACCGGGAUAAUUUAUUUAUUACAGCGAUGGCUAACGCUUUCAUCUUUAGAAUGCGAAGGCAAGAAUAUGGAGAUCAUCAAAUACUAUACGUACAAUAUAGCUAAUGGUAAACUAUGUGGCUUAACAAACCGGGAUAAUUUACUUAUUAAUACAACGAUGGCUAUAUAA